Messenger RNA from Magallana angulata, 3392 nucleotides. Its product is annotated as sodium-dependent serotonin transporter-like. Gene Ontology annotation, biological process: sodium ion transmembrane transport; serotonin uptake. Gene Ontology annotation, molecular function: serotonin:sodium:chloride symporter activity; serotonin binding. The coding region runs from base 374 to 2143 and encodes 589 amino acids. Gene Ontology annotation, cellular component: membrane; neuron projection. The transcript is spliced from 13 exons. Lineage: Eukaryota; Metazoa; Mollusca; Bivalvia; Ostreida; Ostreidae. The record is from RefSeq and is a predicted model, not a curated record.
CUAAUUACAGCCCUAUUCCAAUUCUCUUAUUUCUCAAAUCUCAUGAAUACACAUUUUGCUUAUUUAUGAUUCAACUUGACGCUAGUGAUUUGUCCGAGAAAACCGGUAUACGGGCAGCGACGGCAACAGCGAAGCUUUGCCACAAAUGGUCCAGUUACGACAGGCAGCAAAAAUGUUCCAACGCGAACAUGGUUGUGUUGGCUUCCGUAAGACAUUGGUUCCAUCGGAAAAGUAGAAGGCAUUUCAGUUUUUGCAAACGAUAACAAUGAAAUAAUUUAAUCACCUUUCAUCAAGGUGCGAUUUUUUGGACCCUGAAAAGAGGAGUUUUUGAUAUUUCUUUGAAAGUAUCGCCCCUCUCAGCUGAGAUUUGGCCAUGGCCCCCAGCGGUACUGCGCUCGUUGAUGGGGUGGCUAUGGUAGAGAAGACGAAGCCAGUCCAGGAGAGAGAGAGAUGGGAUAAGAAAAUUGAAUUCUUGCUGGCUGUAGUCGGUUUCGCCGUCGAUUUGGGGAAUGUGUGGAGGUUUCCUUAUGUUUGUUUUAACAAUGGUGGUGGUGCCUUUCUGCUUCCGUAUCUGGUAAUGUUGAUAUUUUGUGGAUUACCUCUGUUUUACAUGGAGUUGGCACUCGGCCAAUUCCAAAGAUGCGGAUGUCUGACAGUGUGGAAUAGAAUAUGCCCCGCAUUCAAAGGAAUUGGUUUCGCCAUCAUUGUCAUCGCCACCUACAUUUCUUGGUACUACAACACGAUCAUCGCCUGGUGUGUGUACUACUUUUUCUCUUCCAUGAGGGCGGACGUUCCGUGGAAGACAUGUAAUAACGAGUGGAACCUAGAGAAGCAGUGCAUGAGAUAUCCGACGGACGAGCGCUACAAUGACUCCACAAAGCUCUUCUGUUUCGACGGAGAAAACAGCACGUCCUGUAUCUUCAAAAACCAAACCCAAACGCCCACCGAACAAUAUUUUGAGAGAGAAGUGUUGGGACUUCAGUAUGCGGACGGGAUCAAUCGAGUGGGCGGGGUCAACUGGAUAAUCGCUCUGUGCCUACUCGGGGUCUUCGUCCUUGUAUACUUCGCCAUGUGGAAGGGAAUCAAAAGUUCUGGAAAGUUUGUGUGGGUGACCGCCACGAUGCCGUACGUUGUUCUGCUCAUUCUGCUGAUCCGCGGCUGUAUGUUGGAGGGCUCCCUGAAAGGAAUCAUCUACUACGUGACUCCGGUCUGGAGUGAAAUUGCUAAAAAGGAAGUUUGGAUCGCCGCCACGGCUCAGAUUUUCUUCUCCCUGGGUCCUGGGUUCGGGGUUUUGUUGGCGCUAUCAAGCUACAACAAGCUGAACAACAACUGUUACAAAGAUGCUUUGAUUACAAGUUCCAUUAACUGCUUCACCAGUUUCUUCGCUGGCUUUGCUGUGUUUGCCGUAUUAGGUCACAUGGCGACAAUUCAGGGUAAAGAAGUCAGAGAUGUGGCAAGAAGCGACGUGGGACUUAUCUUCAUCGUGUACCCCGAGGCUAUAUCAACGCUACAGGUCUCCCCAGUAUGGGCAAUGUUGUUCUUCCUAAUGUUCAUCACACUUGGCCUUGAUACAACAUUCGGUGGACUAGAAGCAAUAUGUACGGGAAUUUUGGACGAGUGGCCCAUACUACGGAAACACAGAAAGCUGUUCGUGCUCUUCCUGAUGAUGUACUGCUUUAUUGGAGCACUGGCCACUACUACUUACGGCGGAAUCCAUGUGGUUCAGUUGCUGGACUCCUAUGUCGCUCCCAUUGCCCUCAUCUUUGUGGUGUUCCUGGAAGCUGUCUCUGUAUCCUGGCUAUACGGAGUAGAAAGAUUUAGUGAUGAUAUUAAGUCGAUGCUGGGUUUCAGGCCCGGCAUUUUCUGGAGAAUUUGCUGGAAGUUCCUCAGUCCUGCUAUACUGCUUUUCCUUUUCGUCAUGUCGCUGAUUGAUCAUCAGCCGAUGCCGUAUGCGGAUUAUGCAUACCCCCAAUGGGCGAUUGCCGUUGGAUGGUUGAUUGUAAUGUCAUCUUUAAGUUUCAUCCCGGGAUAUUUUAUCUAUAUACUUAUCAUAACACCUGGUACCUUUCUGGAAAGGCUACGUUCGGUGUUUAUCCCAGUGGAAGUUCCGGACCACGGCUAUGCAGAGCCAGUUCCGGUCUAAACAACUCAACUCUCUGGACCAAAAGCUAGAAUAAUUAGUAUUAUCUGUAAUAUGAACCUGUAAUAAGCACAUCAUGGAUGGAAAAUUAAAAUAGUAAUGUGAAAACAAUGACAUUGAUCUAAGUUCACGAUUUUCGAAAUAUUGUUCGACACUGGAUCCAAAAAAGGACUCUUUUCUUUAAAUGCAUUUCAAAGCUCUUUAUAGUUUUAUAGCUUUUUCAAUACAUGUACACCGAUUUCUUCUGAAAGUAGAAAUAUUAAUGAAGCGUACCAGUAUUAAUUGUUUCAUCGCUAUAAAAUAAAAACUUAAUUGAUAUCAGAUUGUGUUUGUGCACCUCAGAACUUUUUUAUGAAUUACCCUGACAGACAAUGCAUGGCCCAUCUCAUGUUUUGCAUUGAAUACUCCAAUACAAACAGAGCACGUAAACAAACAUAUAUCCCAAUGUUGAAUUCGACCAAUUCUGAAUAUUGUAAAACUUGUAUUUGUGUAAACAGUGCUUUAUAUGUUUUGAACGAUCUGUAAUUUUUUUUCUGUGAUGAAAGUAGUUAAAAAUUAAAAAAAAACAACACCAUUUUGAAGAUCGUUAUGCGAUAUUGUAAAGUGUGUAAACUGUUUUGUAAUGUGUCAGGUUUACUUAUCCGGUAUAGAUGUUACCGCCUGUUACAUAACAGGUCCUAUGCAUGCAAUUUUUAUAAUGUUUUUUAUUCCAAGUGCUCAUCGUCAAAACUUGAAGUGUCACUUUUGUCUGCAUGUCUUUGUCGAGCUUAUAAAAGUCAGUGGGUAUUUACAAAACUAGAGCUCACAACCCAAUUUCUGCAACUAGGCAGCCAUCUGCACCAGGAUACUUGCUUGAAUAGAACUUAAUUAAAGACCGAAUUCUACCCAAAUCUCAGAAUGUUUAAACCUUGCGUUGAAAUGUUGUGUGAAAUGUUUUUACAUGGCUUAAUGUAAUCUGUUGUUGAUGCUAGCAAAGGGCACUACUUUUGUAGUGCCAUUUUAUUGCGGAACAAUGAGAUUGUGACUGCAUUGUAAGCUUUUAGAGUAUAUCAUAGAAAAAUCCAGAUAUAUACAAUAAGACUGAGAAAACAUGUAUAGUGAUAUCAUAUUUAUGAUUAUAACACGUUUUGUUAUGUAAUGUACUGUUAUAUUUGUUAUUUAUAUAGUAUAUGUUGUUAAAGUCGUUAUACUUCAAGUAUUGAAGUAUGUGUACUCAUAGUCGAAGGAAAUAAAAUUUUACAAAUACUGGUAA